This is a messenger RNA of Eucalyptus grandis, 513 nucleotides long. Its product is annotated as cytosolic sulfotransferase 15. Gene Ontology annotation, biological process: sulfation. The transcript has a single exon. Gene Ontology annotation, molecular function: sulfotransferase activity. Bases 1 to 513 code for a protein of 170 amino acids. Gene Ontology annotation, cellular component: cytoplasm. NCBI's taxonomy places the organism in Eukaryota, Viridiplantae, Streptophyta, Magnoliopsida, Myrtales, Myrtaceae. The record is from RefSeq and is a predicted model, not a curated record.
AUGGCGCACCAGCAACUUUCUUUGCAGCCCGCCAUCGUAGGUAGCGAUGAACAUGACCAGGAGGCCAUUGAUGAACUAAUUGCUUCGCUUCCCACAGGGAAUGGCUUAGUUCGUCCUGUCCAUCGCCUUUACCAAAACUUUUGGUGCCCGCCAUUUAUGCUUCCCAACGUGAUCGCAUUCCAGCGGCACUUCAAAGCCAAAGACAAGGACAUUGUUCUGGUCUCCCAGCCCAAAGCGGGAACCACCUGGCUAAAGGCCUUAGCGUUCUCCGUCAUUAAUCGCUCCCACUUCGACAUCUCCAACACGCCCUUGCUCACUUCUAACCCCCAUGAAGUCGUUCCUUUCAUUGAGCAUAAGCUGUGGCCCAACCUUGAUGGCCUGGCGGAGCCAAGGCUCUUGCGACGCACAUCCCUUACCCAUCCUUGCCGGAGAGUGUCAAGCGGUCGGAUUGCCGAAUCAUUUACAUCUGUCGAAACCCAUUGGACAUCGUGGUUUCCUCUUGGCACUUCUUAG